UCGCCUGGCAAGCAUGUCGAGAACGAGAGCAUCGGCUUAGAAAUUGAGAGGCCAAGAUCGGCACUGCAUCGCGGAGACUUCCACGAUAAAGAGGACUCAACAUCUGCGUUUCAGCACUUCGGUGAUGGACAGCACAACGACCAUGCAGUGCCGUCACUAUCAACAUCGCCUGUAGCGCCUUGGCAUCCUAGCUUUCCAACUGCCGUCUUCCGACAAGCGUGGCAAGAGCGAUCGAGACUACCCUCUCCGCCUGGUGUAAGUCACGCACGGCCGGCACGUUCGCGGGCGACCUCCGCAGCCUCCCCUGCCAACGGCUUCGUGUACAAGCCUCCAACGAGUCCGCUUGUGCAGUCUUCGCGUCCAGACACACCCGAGCCAGCGCCUAGACGUAGCUCGCGAAGUCCGGACAAGUCACGUAGGCAUACCUUCUCGCCCACCUCAAUGCAAGACUUCUACUCAGCGCUUGAAUAUCCAGCUUCGGCACGGCACCAUGCAUCUCGGCAGCCACCUAGACUACGCGCAGAGCACACGUUCCACUACCAAGCUCAUCAACCAAGAAGAUCAAUUAACUCGCUUCACAGUCUGCCGCACACGCCAGCACCAGGCUCACGAAGGCCAUCAUUUGCAGAAUCAGCUCUUCACCAUGCGCCCAUGGUAGGAUCAUAUGAAGAGUCUAUACUACGCGGACGCAUGUCUACUGUUCCGUCCAAGCCACUCAAUUUUGUGGCGCAGAUUGGCGUGCUAGGCAAGGGCAACUGCAAGGCCAACCUGCGGUGUCCACCACAUGUCACCGUGCCGUUCCCAGCAGUCUUUUACAGCUAUGGCUGCGCAGCGAAAGUCACCGAUCAACCCAGUCCGUACGUGGGUCUAGUGGACCUCGAGAACAACUUGCCCAGCACAGAACCUUCCCCUGAGAAGCGGAGGCAGAAGCUUUAUCGGGCAUUGAGUGACGACGGCAGCCGAGCCGACUCACGCACGCGCGAAGACGGCUCGGCUUCGGAUGCGCACGCAAAGCGAAGGCGCAAGGCGAAGGACAAGCGCCGUUCAGGUUCGCCGAGGGCGCCACCUGGCGGAAGCUACCGCAUACCGCAGCAGGGACAGCUGCAAAUUAUUAUCAAGAAUCCGAACAAAACGGCUGUGAAGCUCUUCCUGGUGCCAUAUGACCUGUCCGACAUGGAACCAGGGCAGAAGACUUUCAUCCGUCAGCGCAGUUACUCCGCCGGGCCCAUCAUUGACAUGCCGCUGUCAUCCCGUAAGAACCUUGGCACGGACCGACCUGAAGCGGCCAUAAGCACAAGCGACGACCCAAAUGACCGACCGAUGCUGCGAUAUCUAGUGCAUUUGCACAUCUGCUGCCCGUCGAAGGGACGUUACUUCCUCUACAAAGCGGUACGCGUGGUCUUCGCGAACCGUGUCCCAGACGGGAAGGAGAAGUUGCGAAACGAGAUUCAACUGCCCGAACCUAGGUAUAGCACGUACAAGCCGGGCAGAGACUCCAAC
Messenger RNA from Baudoinia panamericana UAMH 10762, 1500 nucleotides. RefSeq lists its product as uncharacterized. The record is from RefSeq and is a predicted model, not a curated record. The annotation marks the transcript as partial. The transcript has a single exon. Lineage: Eukaryota; Fungi; Ascomycota; Dothideomycetes; Mycosphaerellales; Teratosphaeriaceae.